Messenger RNA from Soboliphyme baturini, 270 nucleotides. Lineage: Eukaryota; Metazoa; Nematoda; Enoplea; Dioctophymatida; Soboliphymatidae. The record is from the annotation of a GenBank genome assembly.
AUGAUCUUCGAUGUGUUUAGCGUGUGCGGACCGAUUCCACAAGAGGUGGUUGAGUUUCUUGUUGAAAACUUGAACAAUGCGGUCGCCUGGUCCUGUUUGCCGACCCUCGUCCGAGAGGCUGUAGCUACGAAGGAAAGAACUGACCCCUGGCUACCGAAGAAAAGUAGCAAAAGCUUUAUCUGCGGAUGCCUGAUUCUCAAACAUAUGAAACAUUUUUUCACUGACGACGCGAGGGCACGAUACGGUGCUGGCGCGUUCUCUGGCCUGUAG